AUGAAAUUUGAUACAUUUUAUGCAACGGUAAAUGAUUGGGGUUAUUAUCAAAAAAUAAAAUUUUUCAUUAUUUGUCUCGCUAAUAUGGUGCCACCACUUAUAUUUUAUACAUGGUCAUUUACUGCAGCAACACCGGAUUUUCGAUGUAGUCUUCCAUUGGAAUCUGAUGCGUAUAAUUCUCAAAUGAAUCACCUCUAUGAUACAACAUAUAAACCAACAAUAGACGAUUGUGCUACGCAUCAAAAAUUACUGUCAUUAAAAGAAUGUCAACGAUGUUUCAUAAGAAUUGCUACACAUAAUACAACGUCUAUUAGUAAACUUCAUAAGUGUCAAGAUUAUGUAUUCGAUCGAUCGAUCUAUAAGAAGACAUUAGUUGAAGAGUGGACUAUGGUUUGUGAUCGAGUUCUUUAUCGUACAGCUGUUCAAGUUGCCUAUUUUAUUGGUGUCAUGGUCGGUGCAGUUUUUUUCGGUAGCAUGGCCGAUAAGUUUGGUCGUCGACCGAUCAUGAGUAUCUGCUUCGUAAUAUUGGCUAUCGUAUCUUUUAUUUCAACUUUUUGUCCACAAGAUGUAUUCGGUACGGGAUAUUCUCAUUUAUUUUUUCUCAUAGCACGGUUUUUACUCGCUUGUUCAACACGUGGUAUUAGUGAAUCAGGAUUUGUCCUAAGUUCAGAAUUAGUUAGUCCAAGAAAACGUGUUAUGGCCGGUGCAGUAAUGACUUAUUUCUAUGCUUUUGGUCAAUUAUGGCUUGUACUUUUUGCUUAUUUCAUUCGAACAUGGAGAAUGUUACUAUUAACUACAUCAUUUCUGAUGUUACCCUAUUGUUUGUUUUAUCUUUUUUUACCUGAAAGCCCUCGAUGGUUAAUUAGUAAAGGACGAUUCAGUGAAGCGGAAAAGGUUCUACGAACUAUUGCGAUAGAAAAUAAACAAAAAUUUAGUCAUGAAGCUUAUGAACAAUUUAAAGCAACACAAAAUAGAGAUCGUCAUGGAACAGUGCCUCAUGCUGGUAUUUCAAGUCUAUUUCGAUUCAAAAUUACAGCUUUUAUUACUCUAAAUCUCUUUUUUCAAUGGUUCGCUCAAAAUAUCGUCUAUUAUGGAGUUUCACAGAGUACAGGAUCCUGGCAAGUCGAUCCAUAUCUAUCAUUUUGUAUCAGUGCAGCGGUCGAACUACCAGCCUUUAUGGUCAUUCAACUCUUACUCGAUCGAGUAGGACGAAAAAUACCAUACUGUUCAUUUGCUGCGUCUUUCGGGAUUAUUGCAAUGCUCGUUCUACCUGUUCAAACAUACAUGGGUGCUUAUAAAGAUGCUCAACGUAUAAUAGUGUUUAUAAUCAAUAUAUUGUUGAAAUUUUGUGGUUCUCUUACUUUUCUUAUUAUUUAUAUACUUACUACGGAACUUCUACCGACAAAUACACGAACAACAGGAAUGGGAUAUUCGUCCAUGAUCGGUCGAUUAGGAGCCAUUAUGGGAACAUUUUGCAAUGAUUAUCUAACACGUAUUUGGAGUAAUUUUCCUAUUGUACUUUACGGAGUCAUUUCACUUAUUGCUGCCGGUUUGGCUAUAACAUUUCCUGAAACAUUAAAUCGUCCAUUACCACAAACAUCCGAAGAAGUCCAUCGAAUGGGUCUCGCAUUUGGUUUACUAUCCGACAAUAAGUCAAAGAAUAAAUAUGACGAUGAUGAUGAUGAACCUGCUGCGCAAAUAUUAACAAUCAAUGAGGAUAAUGAGAAACAGAAAUCAGUAGAAAAUAUAAAUGGUAAACCCUAA
Molecule: messenger RNA, 1764 nt
Organism: Rotaria sordida
Lineage: Eukaryota; Metazoa; Rotifera; Eurotatoria; Philodinida; Philodinidae
Source: the annotation of a GenBank genome assembly